This is a messenger RNA of Funneliformis geosporum, 328 nucleotides long. Lineage: Eukaryota; Fungi; Glomeromycota; Glomeromycetes; Glomerales; Glomeraceae. The record is from the annotation of a GenBank genome assembly.
AUGCUUUUAAUUAAAAGUUUAAAAGUUGAAAUUGUUGAUAUGUUCAAAUUAUUAAAACAAUUAAGCUAUGAUCAUCAUCGUAUUUUAUUUGGAUAUAGUGAAUCAUUUAUAAAAUGGUUAAAAUUACAAGGUGUUUCAGAUAAAAAUCCUCAUCUUGAAUUUUCAAGAUUUUUAACUACAUAUAAAGAUGAUGAAACUUAUCAAGAUUUGUAUAAUAGUUAUCAAGAUCGCUUUAUUGUUUUGUCUAAUGAUCUUAAAUUAGUUGCAGAAAAACGAUGUAAUAUUUUGAGUGUUGAAAAAUCUACUCAUUUAGUUGAGAAUUAUCAUG